AUGAACCACUUUCCUUCCACAUCAUGGUAAGCCAACGAUUUCCACUUUUGGACUAGGCCUACAAGAAAAGACACUAAAUCUAUCACACCCUUUCCGUCACCACCACCCGCUGCUCAGGGGUAAACCCCGCAACGACUCGGUCGACCCGUACGCCACCUUCCCCAUCCACCAAGGACGACAAAACUCGGGCCAGAUUGAUGCGUUCUCCCAGGGUGUGCAGCACACACAGUCAGUCUAUUCCCACCGCUCUCUCCCCUCGCGCAGCGCACCUUGCACUGGACGCGUCAGCUCCCCCUCCUGGCCCACUAUGUCGCAUCACACCCUUCUGUUUCGUCCGCAUCAUUAUUGGCGUGAACGAGUACUGACUAGCUCUCAAACUGAUUGCAGACAACCGAUCGUCACUGGAACAAGUGUCCUCGCCAUCAAGUUCAACGGUGGGGUCAUGAUGGCCGCCGACAACCUGGGUAGGCCACCCACCCUCCACCUGCAACCCUUCUGAACUCGACGACUUAUCCUCCUUUGCCCAUUCCCUAGCCUCUUACGGUAGCUUGGCACGCUUCAAGGACAUCAAACGUCUCCAUGCCGUCGGCGAGUCGACCCUGAUCGGCGCAUCCGGUGACAUGGCCGACUACCAGCAGGUCAUCAAGCUCUUGGAGAACCAAAUGUAGGUUCCAAUCAGACCUUCACAUAGCUUCACCGGCCCUUAAAUUUUGCCUCUUACUCCUACCCCACUCAGGGUCUCGGAACAAAUCCUCGACGAUGGCCACGUCCUCACCUCGUCGCAGAUCUACGAGUACCUGUCCAACGUCAUGUACUCGAAACGCAACAAGCAAGACCCCUUCUGGAACGCCUUUAUCGUAGCCGGCCUUGAACACGGAAACGUUCCGUAAGUUGCCCCCACCGGUCCGUAUUCGCUCCUCAGUCAGCAACAGGUCCUGAAUCUCUUCCCCCCUCCCGCUGCCCCCCACCAGCUUCCUCUCCUACGUCGACCUCCUCGGCACGACCUACUCGGCCCCUUCACUCGCGUCCGGCUACGGGCACCACAUCGCGCAACCUCUGCUCCGCAAAGCGCUCGAACGCCUCGGACCCGAGGGGGAGAAGUCACUUUCCGAAGCUGACGCGAGGGCUCUAUUAGAGCAAUGCAUGAAGGUCUUGUUCUACAGGGACGCGAGGAGUAUCAACAAGGUAUGUUCUCGACUCACGUCCGCAUCAGAAAACAAACCUGGCCUCUCUACCUUGGUUUGGUGUUGCUGAAGAGCAAAGUGCGACGAUGAUUAUUUAACAGUUCCAAAUCGCUUCCGUCACGUCGAGAGGGGUCGAGAUUUCGGAAUCGAUGAAGGCGCCGACCGAGUGGAGCUUUGCCGAGGGGUUGCGAGGGUACGGGAAUAGUGACGAGACGUACUAG
Microbotryum saponariae is the source of this 1405-nucleotide messenger RNA. The record is from the annotation of a GenBank genome assembly. Lineage: Eukaryota; Fungi; Basidiomycota; Microbotryomycetes; Microbotryales; Microbotryaceae.